AUGGAGGCAAAGUUGAAAGAAAAUGGAUGGUGGGUACUCAUUUUAAAUUGUUGAAUAUCCAUUCUCCUGCUACAUCUGUUUUCGUUCACAAACAUGCAGCCUUACACUUAGCUUUUUGCCUUGCGCGCUUGGUUUUUUUAUGCUCAUUUAGGCGAGAAAAUAGAGAAGUUGCGGUUUUCUCGUGUGCGCUUCACGCUCAACACAUAACUAGAUCUGCUGCGCAGAUCGCCUUGAAAGCUGUUGUUGUUUCUUUCGAUGAAACGAUUAUUUCGCCUUCCAGGUUUCUUUCCUCCGAAGGGAUUGCAGAGUGUGAAAGGGUUUGCAACAAAGAGAAGCCAUCUUACCAGGAGCUCUCAAAGGCAGCCCUUAAUGUGAGUAUUGGAAGCCCAAAACACGUCGAAGGAAACAAAGAUGUUGGUAGAGAUCUUGUCUUUGCUUUGUUACACGAUUGCUCUCUAAACUGAUCACCUCCUUGCUGUAUUAAUGUAGUCUUUUAAUGGUGCUAGACGGAGUUUACUUGUCACAGAAGAUUUUAGCCACUGCUCAUUAAAUAUGAACAUUUUAAAGUUUAAUGCACUCAUGAAUCGGCUUGUGACGGGACAUCCAGCUAAAUAUUUUGGUUUGUUUCAAUUGAUUUUUUGAUGAAGCGUAUCUCAUCUUUUGCCUAGGUUGUUUUUUCACCACGCGAAACCGUGAAAAUCGUGCCUGGUAUCCUUGAUUUUGCAUUUUUCUCGAAAUCGCCAAUCGAUCCCCAUGGAAAAAAAGUGCAAUGAAUGAAUGUUAGAAUUUCUCACUUGAAAUGGACGUGUGUGUAAUGAUUCUAAACCAUCUGUGGUCGUGAAUAAUUUGUAAAAACUUAAACCACUGAUGUAUGUAUUAUCCUCAAAUCUAGUACAUCAUGUAUUCCACUGAAUUGUUUCCAUAUUUGCUUGGAAUAUCAAGGAUUAUCUGUUAUGUACAUAUGAACACAUCCAAUCUCAUUGUACAUCUCCACCUGUACAUUGGAUGUUAUUACCUUGUGUAAAGCACAGCUGCAAAGGUAUCUUGUUUGCCUAUAGAGUGUCCAUAUUUGUGAGAGUAACCAUGAAAUUAUUUAAGCUUGUGCUGAAAGCUGUAGGUAGUCCAGUAGAUUAACUUGCCUCCAGGAAUGAAAAAUUUUUCUCUCCUAACUCCAUGCCUGCAAAAAUCUCUGACUUCACUAUUUUGCCUUUCACGUUUUUUUAGUCUUAUCAAUGUGAUCACUAUUAUCUAAGUUGUAAGAAAUAUUUUGCACACUGUACAGAUAAUUGAUCUUAAGAUUCAAGAGUGAAAAGAUUCUGUGAAUAAAACAAUGAAUCUGUCAUUCUUUUCAUUAAUCAAUCAGUUUUAUCUUUCCAUUGUAGCUGGACUUGAAACAAUAUGGCAUGAAACAUCUUCCUGAUGACAUCAACCGUGGAAAGGUGGAAUCAGUAAGUUUAUUUUACUGUAAAUUUAAUUAAAAAAUAAAUUUAAUUGCUACUGGCAAGGAUCCUGAAAUCUUGGGAGCUUUAGGUCAACCCUCUGUUUGGCUUGGUCACAUAACUGUUGGUUUUUGGGAGACCAAAGGCUGGGCAGGGUCAAUAACAUUUGGGUUCUUUUUGUGUCUCAGAUUAAAUUCUCCCUAUCAAGUAGGGAGAAAUACAGCAGGCAUGGGUUUAUGACUUUGACUUGUAUAAGUGAUCAGCAUAUAAAUUUUCCCCUCAACUUUGAUAAACUUCCAGGAAGACAUUGAUGAGAAUUAACCCUCUGCUAAUAUAUAAGGGAAUGUGUAUCAGACAGAAGGGAGAACUAGCAAAUCAGAUCAGAUCAAAUCUUAGAAGUUAAAGGGUUAAAGCUACACCAAAUUCACAGGAUUUCUGAGCAGUUGGUGUGAAGUUUUGGCACCUACAUAUCUACAUCAGUAAGAUUGAGUAAAAUUUUGUUUGAAUUUUCAACAGGUCAAUGGGCCUAUGGUCCUUCAAGUGCAAAAGCUACGAAAUGUUUCUGCUCCAAAAGCUAACGAAGACUCAAACCAUUCACCAAGAUUAUUGAAGGUUCAGCUGACAGAUGGCCAUUUGACUUGUAAUGGAUUAGAAAUGGCAUCCAUUCCUAACCUCAGGUACACAAAGAGAGUUGUUGCUUAUUAAAUGAUAAUUUAAGCUUGCACAUGUAAUUUUAUUAACCCUCAAACUCCCAAGAUGUGAUUGUUAAAUCUCUCCUCUAGCUGCUAUUUGUUUCCUUGAAAAUAAGUUAUGAGAAUUUGGUUUUAAAUCAAGAUAACACCAUAAACCUGAUAAGUUUGAAUAUUCUUAUCACCUGUUUGCUGGAUAAUGUUUAGAUAUAAUAGGGAGAAGUUACUUGUUAAUCACUCCUGGGAGUUAAAGGGUUAACAUGUAAUUUACUCUUACAUGAUGCAGUAAAACUGUGAUGGGAAUAGAUAAGUUUAUCAGCUACGGGAUGUUACCUUGAUUUACUAUAAAAUUCUCCCAGCUCAUGUAGAAGGAAAUGCACAGCUUCAUGAAGGGAGAAUUGAGGAUUCAAACAGAUUAUGGAAGGUUUAGUGUUAAGGCUCUUGACCACUACCAGCCCUGGAACUAUUCACAUAUUUCAUACUGUAAACAAUGAAAUUUUUCUCACUGGUAACAGCUUUGUCAGAAAGUUUAUUUAUGUUUGAAAGUUUGACUUGCAUCACAAAAAUGAUCUAGAAUCUAUUAUCCCAGUCCCAUUGUGACAGAGUGGCAGGUCCCUGUUAACCCUUAACUCCCAGAGGUGAUUAACAUGUAGUUUCUCCCUAUAAUAUCCAUACAUUAUUCACAAAAGAGUGAUAAGAAUAGGCAAUAUUAUCAGGUAGAAGUCAUUAUCUUGAUCUUACACCAAAUUUCUCUAACUGAUUUAGAAGGAAAUGUGUAGCAGCUAGAGGAGAGAAUUAACAAUUAGAUCUUGGGAGGUUAAGGGUUAAUUAAGCAGCUAUGAUUUAAGAUCAUCCUUUUGAGUGCAUGGCUGCAAACAGUUUAGUCUUGUCAAAUCAUGUGAGGAAAAUAAUUUCCUACAGCUCUUUUACCAUGGCUGUUUAAGAAAUUUUCUUUUCCAAUGCAAAAUCUUGCCUACAUGAAGCAAGGAGAUAAUAUUUUUUUUUACUUUUUGUAUGCUGCUGUAGGUAUGGAACAUGUAAUUUUAUUAUUUGCUAGAUUGUAAUCAUUAGUUGGUAAAGAGCCACCUAGUUGAAACUUUUUCAAUUAACCAUUAUCAUCAAAUUGAAUAUAAUAAUAAUUAUUAUUAUAAUAAUAUUAUUAUUAUUAUACAUUGAUUUUCACUUGAUUUGAAAAUGAGAUUGCGUGAUGUGAUCAUAUAUUUGUCUUUUGUUCAAACAGCUUAUCAAUUCCUCCUGGAACCAAGGUUUACUUAACAGGCUCCAUUACUGUUCAGGAGAGCUUUCUGAUGCUGGAUGCUAACAACACAAGGGUCUUAGGGGGAGAGGUGGAGAAACUGAAGGAAAAGUGGGAGCUAAAUAAGGUUAGAACUUUCCAUAUGUUAUUAUUCAGAGGUGUCCUUUUUUGGAGUUGUUUUAAGCUUGUUUUUAAUUUGAGGUUGUAUGCCAUUGAUUGCAAGUCUACUAUGAGUCGACCCUUUAACUCCCAAGAUUCCAUUAGUAAUUCUCCUUACUGUCUACCAUACAGUUCUUGUGAUGUUAGUUUGGAGAAUUUGGGAUUGGAUCGACUAAUAAUCCCCUAAUUGAUAUUUUUCUUUUUUUUCAUCACUUGUUUGCUUGAUAUUGUAUUGAUAUUGUAAGGAGAAGUUCUGUCUUGGUCAUUCAUGAGAGUUAAAGGUUUAACAUGAUUUCACAUAAGCUGUAUAUACUGUAGGUUUAUGUUUUGGAAAAAUUAAACUUUGGAUGGAAAAAAUAACAACAUACUGAUAAACGCAAUGUAAAAAUUUACAAAAUUGGAUGACUUAAUCAUUUGAUGAUUUGUUGAGGGUUGCUUCCAUAUAAAAUGUAAAGAUUCUUUGAUCUCAAGUUGGAAACCUCUGGAAGUGUGAUAUCAUGCAGUUAAAGGUGUAAGCAAUCAGGAGAACAGAGAGUGUGACAUUGUUGAGAAUUUUAUAAAUAUUUGAAAUAACUUGGUGCUUGUGUGCAGAUGUGGAAAAAAGAAACAUUUCCAGAAAUAUCUAUAAAUUGCUAUAAUAAUCCUCCUGCCACACUGUGCCUAUCCAAGAUUGUUUUUACUGGCUGGAAGCAAGGGAAGUAGUGUAUGUUACUUGUGGGAUGGGGGCAUCUAGAGAAUCAGGUACAAGGCCAAUAUUGCAAAAAAGUUGUUUGUUAAGGAAGGUUAAAUUUUCUCAUAGAAUUGGACAUAUUUCUUGUGCAAUGUAGCUCCUGUAAAACAGGUUUCUGAAUCAGUUUUUAAGAACCUUUGUCAUUUUCUCCCUUUUUAGACCUUAGCGAAGCAUUCUCGCAUGACUGUGAGUGGAGAUGGGCCUCCUCCAUUUGUUCCUUUCAGUCAAGGAACCCAACCAGGGAUUGAGAACAGAGGAAGAUCAGCAGAGAACACCAAAGGUUGGUUUUUAGUUACAACUCACACUGAUGCUCUCCAGGACUAUAGGGGGGCAUAAAGAUUAUAGAUGAUUUAGCCUGAAACAUUUUUGUUGAGUGCUUCAAUUUAUUUGUUUAUUAAUUAGUAAUAUUAAUGCAGGCUGGUCCAGUUCAGCUGGGUUGAACAGGGACUUGCUAACAACAUGAACAACAACAACAGCAUGAACAACUUUCUCUCUGCAAUCAGAGGUUUUCAUUUGGUUUACUUCAAAUUAUGCUAUAUUUUUAUUGACAUGUGGCACUAAUGGUUUUUGACACCCCUGAACACGAAACUCCAAGGUAAUUGACAAAAGGUUUGAAUUAUCAAGAUUCUCUUUUUUCGCUGUAGUAAAUGGUGUGGUACAAAAUAGCACAGAGAAAUCAAGAAGUGUACAGAGCAAGGAUGGUUCUGGUCCACCCCCAAGAUCCAGAACAACAGAACAUGGACAACAUAACAAGCCUAUCAAUCAAGAACAAAGGGAAGGUACAGCAAAAAAAUUUUCACACAACUCCCGCGAUGAACGAGCAGAGAACAAAAGGCCAAAUACUGAUAAAGCAAAUGAAAAACUCGCAUCCGAAGGUAAAACAAGUUUAAGUAAUCCCAAAGACAAAGAGACAAGAUCUUUUAAUUCAGAACCACACAAUAAUGAAAGAGCCAGGGAAGGAAAUCAAGGAAAUGAUGACAGACAAAACAAUAGAGCAGAUCGCAAUGAGAGGAUGGACAGACCAGUUGCAAGAGGGCAGCCUCUGAGACCACAGGCAAGUUAAAUGAUCAUUGGGAACUGUUUAAAUGCUCUUAAAUGUUUGUCUAGAAUUAUUCUACUUGUGCACCCAACAUUUGACUCAGUGAUAUGGCUUCGUUCUAAAUUAUGAGAGGGUUAGAAUACCCCUCUUUUGGGUGAGAAUGUUAAAAUGUACAGAGAUUUAUAAUGGAAACCAAUUUGGAAGCAUGUGAGAUUUUAUUUGGUUCAUUGUCAAUUUUUGUUUCAAAGAAAGUAAUUUUGAAUCUGAUAGAUGACUGAUUGAGUUGCUCUGAUUUUAUUUUAAUUGAUAUAAAUUAUUAAUUUUAGCUAUUAAAUUUUUUUUUUCCCAAGCAGGAUACUAACAGAGGAGGUACAAGACCACGAGGCCGUGGAGGAAAACGAGAGCCAGCAGGUAAGAGGUUCUUUUGACCCUUUAAGUUGCACUAGUGACCAAGACAGAAUUUCUCCUUACACUAUCAGUACAAUAUCAAGCAGACAAGUAAUGAGAAUAAAGAAAAAUAUCAAUCAGGAGAUUAUUGGUUGAUCCAAAUCCAAAUUCUCCAAACUAACAUCAUAAGAAUUGUAUGGAAGAUAGUAUGGAGAAUUACUGAUGAAAUCCUGUUAUAGGGUUAAUAAUAACCAAUAGAUAGGUCUCGCCAAGUUGGAUGCAACUUACAAGGUAAACAAAUACCCAGAGAGAUACAAACAGAUAUAAAAGGGAGGAAGGGAAGAUGACUUGUUAAUCAUUUCUUUAAGGUUUUAUGGGUCUUUUUAUUGUCACAAAUUGAAAAAAGGAUCUCAUCUCCUUUUCCCUUUUGGCUAAGUUGUGGAUGAAGUGGCAAAUAAGGGGUUGUUGAAGCUGGUAUUAUGAAAGCAAAAUGAAGUUGAUUCUUUUGACCCUUUAACUCGUAAGAGUGACUGGCAUCCAAUUUCUACUUAAAAUAUCACCAUUGAAUCAAACAUUCAGGUCAUGAGAAUAAAGGAAAUGGUCACCAACCAAGGAAAACCUUGAUUGAUAAAUAAAUUCUCCUGGUCAGCAGUUUAGGAAAUGCUUAGAGAAGAGUAUGGAGAAUGUGCAUUCUGAUGUUAGGGUGUAAAGGGUUAAUUGGUAACCUCAUGUAGGGAAGUUGCUGUUUUCCAAUGAUGAUAAAUGAUUUCUUUACCAUUUCUUAAAAGGCAGGGGAAGGCAGGAAAGUGAAGGGACUGAUGAUGUAGAAGACUACAGAGCAAGACAACCCUCUGAGCCAGCAUUGUGGGACUUUCUCUCAACAAAAUUUCCAGCUGUUAAAGGUUUGGAUUUUCACAUAUACCAUUUGCUAGUUAUUGCUACUUAAUGUUAACCCGAUUGAUGUCUGUUAAAAUUGUGAAAAAGGGCCAGAUUUCUUGUCAAACUCACAAAAACAUGAAACAGCUGAAAUACUUAACAAUUUAUAUAAUAAUUUGUUUCAUAAUGUGGUCACUUCUGAUGUGGAUUGCACAUCCUUAUCCAAAGUGAACACAUUGUGAAACAAACCCUUUUAUUUCUCUUUUGAAGUGGUAUUUACCAGGAUGAAUAACCGCAAACUAUUUAACAACAUAAACCUGGAAUGCAUGUAUAUCUGGCUGAGUUCAUUAAGGGUCAAAUUCCAAAAUUCCCUUUGCGUUGUUCAUUGAUGCAAGAAAACCUGUUUGCAAUCUUUACAGUGUUGCAAUACAGUGAUAUUUGUAACCUGAUGUAUCUCUGUAAGGGCAGUUCCCACUGCAUCAUGUACACUUUGAAGCUGGUGCCCAAGCCUGUCAUGGUCUAUGUCAGUUCUUAGCAAGACCUUUCUGUUCCACAUUCACAAUGUAAUUAUAUUCAAAUCAUAUUUAGACCUAUUUUGAACGUGUUCAAACAACCAAAAUACCUGGUCUCUUAAACUUAGUUUUAUUUCUUUGGACAGUUUCAAAUCUUUUGGCUUAGUAUUCCAUUUUGUUCCCACAGAAAAAAUUAAAUACAGACAUGUUGUCUACUUUAAUGGAGAGGUGUAAGUUGCAGUUGAUAAACUUCUUGGAGAUAGGCUGGAGUUGUUCAAAAAAAUGUCAAACAACAUUAUUUCACCAAGCAUGAUGCUGAUAAAAAAAUUUUUGAAAAGAUCACAACAUUGAAUAUAUUUGCUAUUUUUUAUGUUGUGCUAGCAAUAUUUUUGGCACCAAAGUGUGGAGGGGGGGGGUCUCUGUCACUUAUGGUGUUAAUUUAAAUUAAUAAUAAAAUUUAAAUUAAUUUUGAUUAAUGAUUUCCCCCUGUUAUGCAUCACAAGCCUAAAAUAAAAUUGUAUUCAUUGCUGUGUUAACCCUUUCAACCCUUAGAGGGAUUAACAUCUAAUUUCUCCUUACAAUAAUACCCCCCAAAUCACUCAUAAAGGUCACAAGAAUAAAGGAAAUGAUCACCAACUAAAGAAGCCCUUGAUUUUCAAACAAAUUCUCCUCAUCAGCAUCUUAAGAAAUGUAUGAUGAACAAUAUGGAGUAUAUGCAUUCUGAUAUUAGGGUGUAAAGGGUUAAAACUUUUGUAGUUUUAUCCAGUGACCUAAUGGCUGGUGAAAGUGUCUAGUAAGGUUGCUGUGCUUUCAGAAAAAGCAGAUGAAUAGAAAGUGAGUCAUCACAAGCACUCUGAGGGUUUUGUUUCUCCUGAUAUUUUAUUUCAAACUCUUGCUUACAGAUUCUAAGAAUCAAAGGCCACAAAAAUAUAAUGAAAGCCAGAAAACAAAUGAAGUUCACCACGAAAGACCUCCUCCAAGACCACCACCCAAACAAGAAAAUGAUACAGAAAAGCCUAAGCAACAGAACCAAGAUACAAAAGCUGAGAAAGGGGAGAAUGUUCCCCCUACAAGCAAAGAGCAAACUGAUGUACAACAUGAAUAUACAACCCCUAGAGAGAUUGAGAAAUCAAAGCAAGAAUCUUCACCCCAGAGCAGAGAUGGAAGACAACAGUCCAGGCAGCAACGCGAACCUCACUACAAGCAACAGCAGAAUCCUGGGCAGGUUAAAGGAGGAAAAGGUUCUAGAAGGCAUGAUCAUGAUUCUAGGCCAUACAACCAAAGUUUACCACCACGACUGCAAAAGAAACAACAGCAACAACAACAGCAACGGCAACAGCAACAACAACAGCAUCAUCAUCAUCAUCAACAUUAUCAGCAACAUGGUCACAAACAUGAGACAGAGGUGAAUAGUGAUGGUGUUGAAGCUGAGUAUACAGCUGCAGGGAGCCCACCUUCUGUUGCACAGGAAGAUGAUGCAAUUGUAAGGUUUAGUGCAUCAACUAUUAACCCUGAAUUUGUAGAGGACCCUCCAAGUCACCAUCAACAAACAGUUCAGUUUCGUGACCAGCAGGGUGGUUCAUACACUGGUCAGCCAUAUACUGGACAAGGCAAAUGGCAAAAAAACUAUCGCCAAGGAUCAGACCAGUUUAGACCACCAAAUUUUACCCCUCCAAAUGUACAACAACAACAACAGCAGCACAUUGAGUUUGUUACUAUGGCAUUGGAGUCGCAGCGAGUACAGGCACAGUUUGUCGUCAAUCAACCUCAACAGUUUGUGGAGCAGGGUGGAAGGGAACAGGCUGAGAUUGGUGUACCACAGGAAUACCAGUAUACACAGCAGGCCCAACCCCCAGUCCAGGCAUAUCCUGUGUACCAGGUGCGACCAGCUCAGAUGACUCAUCAGCCAAUGGCACCUCAGCCAGCCAUGCCACAGCAGCCAGUAGCUACACAAAUGCCAGUGCAACAGGUAAUGGUCAAUUUGUGGAGUGCCUUGAUAUUUUCUUGCAUAAACUCUUCAUACCUUGGAUUCAAACUUGGCUGUUAAAGACAAAAUUUUAGUAGUUAUUAUCACGAAGUUUAUAAUCUGCAAUUUGUUACAAAAGAAAACAAUAAAGCAUUGAUUGUAUUGCACAAAAAAGAUAUCUCACUAAGCAUUUUUUGAUAGCAAGAAUGAAGCUUGGUAUGUGAUUGCUAAUUAAAAUUAAUUGGAAACUUAAACUAAAAGUUACCAGUAAGUCACCAAAAUCUUUUCUUGCUGUAAUGGCCAACAAACCUGUUUUGGUUUGUAGUGCUGCUGUCAAGCCUACUCUGUCAUAGAAAAUAACAAUACUACUCAUAGAGGAUAAAAAAAAUACUGUUCUGUUCUUCUUGAUCAAAGAGUGUCAGGAAUGGUUCUUUUGAAUUAAUGAACUCCUCGUUAUUUUUUUUUUUUUUCAGGUGGGCUGGAAAAAGGGUGACCACUGUUUGGCUCUUUGGAGAGAUGGACAGGUAGUGUCAGAAACUCAAGGCUUAUCUUAUUAUUAUGCCCAGGUGGCUCUGCUCAUUGAUGCAUUUUUAUAGGAUGAAUUAACUCCACAUAUAUUCUGUAGCACUCAUCCCAAAGUAUUUGCCUCACUUCCUUAUCUUAAAUGGGCUAUUGUGACCCUAGGGUGUGGCCAAGAGAGUAAAUAUUUUGAACUUCUCAUCUUUUGGCAAGAUAAAGUGAUAAUCCACAAUUAUAAAUUGUAAAUUAAAAAAAAAAAAAAGAAAACUGGCAUGUUCUUAUGUUGGAAACUGAAUGAUAUGUUAAUUCAUUUUAAUUUGAUUGACAUUAAUUUAAGAAGUGAUUUCAUUUGUCUAUUACAUAACCAAUCAAACAUGUAUGACAUGUUUGUUUACCUUUUCAAAACUUAAAACAGAUGUGUGUAAGGUGCUAGCACAGAAUUCCCAUACAACAAAAUCAAUCCUGAAUGUCCUGUGGCCAUGAAUAAUUAUAUACUAACAAAUCACUCUAUAUUCUCCAGUAUUACAGUGCCAAGAUGGAGGAACUGACGGGUGAUGGCCUCAAUUGUAUGGUCUCCUUCUUGGAUUUCAACAAUAUUUGUGAUUAUGUACCUCUCUCGUCUUUAAGGCCUUUUCCAAUAAUUGCCUGGGUAUGUAAAAAAUUAUCUGAUUGAUUGACCCGCAAAGAGAACUAUUCCAUCCUGCUAAUAGAUUUAUCCUGUUCUAUCCUGAUCACCUUUAUGUAAGAUUAUGUAUUAAUAAUGUCAAAUGAAGUUGUAUUCUAAUCACCUCUUGAGGUAAAAACGGUUACUACAAUCUAUUAAUUAAAGUUAGUACUUGCUUUGUAACUUACCAUUAACCUUUAACUCCCAAGAUCUGAUUGUUAAUUCUCCCCUCUAGCUGCUACACAUUUCCUUGUUAAUUAGUUAUGAGAAAUGAAUUUAAGAGAUCCUCGCAGCUAAGAACACUACUGAACUAGUAGUUGAAAAUAGGACCUGGAAAAAAUUCAGGUCUAUACGGGAGUUGAACUCAUGACUUCUGUGAUACCGGUGCAGCGCUCUACCAACUGAGCUAACAAGUCAACUGGGAGCUGGUCAAUGUGUUGGGUCCAAAUAAACCAUUCAAGUGAUGAAUAAUGAUUUUAGAUAUAUAAAAUUCAUAUAUUUGCACCGCGGUGAAGAAACGAAUUUAAGAGAUCCUUGCAGCUAAGAAAACUAUUGAACUAGUAGUUGAAAAUAGGAUCUGUAAAAAAUUGGGUUCAAAUCCCAUACAGGCCAAAAAAUUUUUUUCAGUAUAUCUUGGUAAUAUUAAUUGUUUCCAUUACAAAUCCAGUGUCAGUAAUUUUGAUUCCUUUUUUUCUCUUUUUCAGGGAGAGAAUAGUAAUACACAGCCUCCGCCUGCAGGUGCUGUUGCCACAGUGCCAUAUUACACACAGGGGGCACCAGUUGGCAUAGUGACCAGACCCCAGGUAAUGAUCCCUGUGUCUGGACAGUCUCCUUUCCAUGCUGGUACUCGACCUACCAUUGUUCAUUCUACCCAAGUCCCUGCUCAGGUACAGUGGCAGCCAGCUCAGGUUCAGUACCAAGAGGUCAGACAAGCAGCUUUCCAGCCAGUCAUGCAUUAUGGGGCUGUGCCGCAGUCAACUACAGGGAGCCCCGCUCCAGCAGCUUAUGGUGUACCCACAGCAACUGGGGUACAUUUUGUCAGGGGUGUGAAGGAUGCCCAAGGUCAAGGUUAGUACAUGGUUUUCAUUUGCUUCUUUCUUUUACUCUCUUGACCUAAAUGUGUGAUUCACAGACAAUGAUGUCAGGAAAAAUUUGAUGCUAGUCUCUUUUGGAGGUCAAAUAGUUGAGAUAACAGUGGUGAGAUAUCACACCUUUACUGUGUGUGGCUGGUUCAGGAAAGAAAGUGCCCUGUGUGGCAAAGAGUUCUUGAUAUUCAUCACGUGUUCCUGAGGCUGAUGUUGACUUUCUCAUCAUUUUCUCCAGAUGUGUACAGCAACACUCCAGAGGCAGGCAGAGGAAGAUCAAGUCCAAACUCAGGUGGUUAUUCCAAAUCAAGACGACCAAACAGAGCUACACAAAAUUACUAUGUACCACCCAGACAACAGAAGUUCAAGGAUAAAGGGUAGUCAUAGAUUGAAAUGUUAAAAGAAAUUACUUUCAGCACUGUCUGUUUGAAGUAGAUAAUGUCAUCCAGUGGAUACAUUUCCACUUAGUGAAUAGCUUAUCUUUACUGACUGGGAAUGUAUUCCUUGAAUAACAUUUUCCACUGUUCAAACAACUGGGCAUGUAAAAAUAAUCUCUAAUAUGAAAAUUUAAUUAAUAUGUAGUAAAAUAUAACAACUUUUUUUUUGACAUGGAAGAUGUGGUUAAUGUAGUUGAUGUGCAUACCAUGUGUAUUUUAAGGAAUAGUCUUUGUUUUAAACAGCUAUGUGAAAAUUUAUCUGGUAGGAAGGGGGUAAUUAUGAGGCACUUUAGAGCAUGAUUCUCUUCUCAGCCAUUAAAAUUAGAAAAUCUUAUUAGCAAAAGGAGUGAAACAAGAUGUAGAUUUUAUUUUAACCUGUGCUUUUGGCAGUAGUGAGAUUUUGUUAAUUACAUAAAACUACCUCUGUGCUAAAAGUGCUUAAAAAUAUUAACUUUAUAUUGCAGUGAAUUGAUUAUUAGAAGAAUUGAUAGAAGUAGGCAAACCAUCUAGUGAAUUUUGAAAUGUGAUUUUGAGCUGUAGCCUUUUUCUUUAACUAUAGCCUCAAUCCUUGUGUUGAAAUGCCACCCAAAAAUUGGGUCCUUCACUUAGGCUAACUGGUAAAAUUUCCCCCAAAAAAGGGGUUUACAAAGGAGUUUAAAGUUUUUUUCUGUUGUUCAAUCUGCUCCAUUUGGCUUUUUACCUUUAUUAAUCAAUUCCUUACAGAACUGCCGUUCAGUUGUGUAAGAGGACUUCUUUAACCCUUGAACUCCCAAGAUCUGAUUGUUAAUUCUCCCCUCCAGCAGCUGCACAUUUCUUUUUAAAUUAUUUAGAAGAAUUUAGUGCCAGAUCAAGACAACUUCUACUUUAUAACUUUGAAUAUUCUCAUUACCUGUUUGCUGGAUACUGUAUGGAUAUUAAAGGGAGAAUUUACAUGUUAACAGCUUCUGGGAGUUAAAGGGUUAAAAAAAAAAAAAAGAGUAAAAAAAGGCAAGAUCUUUGUUUCUCAUGAAGUUUACAUGUAAGUAACCUAGUAUUCCAGGCUUGGGAACAGACAUAUCAAAUGAAGGCUUUUUGCUGUGACAUGGGGCUAAAUUAAGAGAAAAACUAACAUUUUUUAUGAGAUGACAAGAGAAUGUUUUGGAUGGCCAAGCAAUGGAUUGAUUUCCUUGUUUGCCAACGAGAAAGAAAUACCUAUUUAUGGGGUUUAGCAAAAGUACAUUAUUUUUUAUUUCAAAAAUUCUAUACUUAAGUUUCUGCAAAAUUGAUAAUCAAACUAGUGAACUUUGCAAUUUCACACAAGUGAAGUCUCUGUUUUUCAUUAUGGCCUAUCAAUUUUCAGGGAAAAAAAUGGGAGGGAGAAAAUUAUUUUGAAAUGUAUAUUACUAUGAUUGGAAAUUUUAUUCGAAAGAUGACUUGGGAUGAAGCAAGGUCAGCAUUGGUGGAAACUUGCUCAGAUGUACUGUUGUGUUGGUAAUGUUCUUAAUUCUUGACUAUUCUCCCCAACAAAGUUAACAAUUUGACUUUUGUGGUUUACCAAAUCACCAGGUAACUGUGCUUCUGCAUAUUGCUUGAGCAAUAAACUUUCAGUAUUGUACAAACCAGCCUUAUAUCCUGAGCAUAGCAAUGUUACUUUUUUAUUAUUAUGGCAGGGAGUUUCUAGUUCUAUCGAAUGUGAUGUGUUGAAUGUGGUAAAUUUUAGGUUUAUUAGGUGUAUGCCUGAACCUUAAUAAUCUGAUCACCAAAAUGUUGACCGAUGUUGUUACUGGAAAUGUUUGGUUGAGAGGUGUAGAUAGUCUGUAGUAAUGAAUGUUUUUGGGAGAGCAAGUUUGUGUUGUAAGCUUGCAGUUAAUGGAGCUGCCAUCUUGGUGGAGAAAAAUGGCAUUGCAAAUAUUGUACCUGUUUAAGGGCCUUGGUCAGUGGAGAUGAGCAAUAGGUGGGUUGAGCUAAACCAAGAGCAACUUAGCCUUCUUGCAUGCUCUCCAAACCUCACAAGUGCUUCAUAUUUUUAUCAAUGCACAGCUGACACAGGAACCAAUAGUUUUGUAACAAUUUCAACAUGGUGUGUUAAAUGUUUGGUGAACAGAAGUUCUCUCUGUGUAGCAUAUUAUUUGUAGUCAUAAUGGUCCAUGGUGGAAAUAUGAAGCAAGUUUGUGCGAUUGAAUUUUUUAACACAAAUUUACAAGCUGUAUUGAAAUUUUGUUCCCUCAUCCAGCCCUCUUUUCCUAUGCAGGCCAUUUUGCUCAUUUACAGUGACCAAGAGAGUGUCACAGGGUACCUGAAAUUUUGCAAAGAAAUUGCAAGAGUUUGUGUGCUAAGAAUGUUUUUGUACUGCAGGCUAAAAUCCCCUCUUGAAAUUUGGUUGUGGAAAGAAGUUUUUUUCCUAUUAUAGUACUAAUAAGAAAAAUUAGCUUUUCCUAGUCUUAAAAUUAUGUCCAGUUAUUUCACUUAUCAGCUUGUGGUUUACUGUAGUCCCAAAUUUAUCAAUUAAAAUAAUUUUUGAGUUUUAAUUUUUUCUAAAUAACAUAUUGUAACUAAAUUUGCUUCUGUGUUGUGUCAAGGCUGCUGGGUCUUGGUGUUACACAAUUCAUUUUCUAGUAUUUAUAUUUAUUGAUGGAGAAAUGGUAGGACAUUUCUCUAUUUGUUGCAUAUUAUAAAAUAAUGUGAUUGAAAAACUCAAUGAAAUUGGUCACCAUCUUAGACACUGUUAGUAAUGGAGUAACAAAGGUUAUCAAGAAUUUACAAUGUACUGUAAAAUGUGAACUGCAAUUAGUAGAUAUUGUUCUGAUCAAAUCUGAAAAUCUGUGAUAUUUUUACUGUUGUGCGCAUUUUAUUAAACUAUAAACUAAUGAAGGAAAAUCUAUUUGUGAUUUUGAUGUUAUUAGGUAAAUACUUUUUUUUUUCUGUACUUGCCAUUUGUAAGCCACUAAACAGUGAUUUUUCUUUUACUUGUAAAUUUCUCAACAAUAGAAGCCAAUGGCUUGAAUAUUUGCUCAAGGUAUGUAGGUGCCUGUAGUAGGUAUGUUUUUAUCAUUUGCGCCAACUUAUGUUCUAUUCGUGCUUCUUAACUAACUUUAUUUCAGUUAUGUUGCUACUUGGCAAUAAAAUUGAAUAAAGACAAAAACAAGAAAAGUUCAUACCUGAUUGAAACAAUUCUCUACAACUCAUGCCCAACCCAAAAUUUUCUUUUCUGUUUAUUCCACAGGAGUUAAAGAACAUACACUUCAGGAACCAGAAUUUUAUCAAUGAUUAUUAACCCUUUGACCCCUACAAGUGAUUGGCAUGUAAUUUCUCCUUACAAUAUCACCCCUGAAUCACACAUUAAGGUAAUGAGAAUAAAGGAAAUGAUCACCAACUAAAGAAGCUCUUGAUUGUUAAACAAAUUCUCCUUGUCAGUAUCAUAGGAAAUGUAUAGAGAACAGUAUGGAGAAAUUGUAUACUGAUGUUGGGGUGUAAAGGGUUAACAAUGAAGUUAUUGUCAGAGUUAUGGAACUGUUUUGAACUUCUUUCCAGAAAUUCAACCUUAGAAUGAUACCCACAUCCUCAAUGAUUUCUACAGUAUAUGUGCUUAAAGAUAUAGAAUGGACUGUUUCUUGAAGCAAACAGCUUUUAUGAGGAAAAACAUAGGGUUUGGGGAACAGCUAACAUCCAAUCCUAACUUAAAAUUGGAGGUCCUUUUGGUAAACCUGAAACUUGAAGCUUGAAGUUUACAUCAACCGCAAUCUUAGACAGCACUGUAAUUUUUUACAAUGAUAUUACCAAUUGAGAAGUUCACCCCACAACUCUGUUCUCCAACUAUCUACCCUCAGAUAAUCAGGAAAAACUACAGGGUAAGAGGAAAAAAAUCAACAACAACAAAACAAACUGUUGUGGAUAGACCAUUGUUCUGAUAAAACAAUGGGAAGUUGAACUGUGCAUUUUUGCAGCGAUGUGAUGAAAACAU
This is a messenger RNA of Pocillopora meandrina, 15697 nucleotides long. The record is from the annotation of a GenBank genome assembly. NCBI's taxonomy places the organism in Eukaryota, Metazoa, Cnidaria, Anthozoa, Scleractinia, Pocilloporidae.